AUGAAAUUUAAUAUCAUCAUUUUAAGUACCUAUUUAUUAUAAGCGUUACUUUAAUCUCCCAAUUCAACAGAAUUGUGCUCUUGUGAAUAGUAUUUUAUGUAAAAAGUUUGUGACAAAGUUUCAAAAUGUUCUUGGAAUUAGAAUAAAAACAUUUGUGAGAAUCUCAUAUGUAAAAAUAAAGGAAGAACAUAUUGUAAUGGAUAUUAUUCAGAUUAUAAAUGUAAAUGGAAUGAAUAAAAAAAUGAAUGUAUAGAUUUUGAAACUACUCAAUGUGAAGAAAUAACUAAUUCUAUAGAUUGUUUAUUAUAUAAAAAUAAUUGUUCAUGGACAGUACUAGGAAAUUGUGAAAGUUUAGAUUGUUCAAAUGAUAUUGAUUGUUCAUUUGAAAGAUGCUCUUUUUAAAAUGGAACAUGUUCAGAUCCAAUAGAUGAAUUGAACUGUACCAAAAUAAAUAAAGAUUAAUGUGAUUACACUAGAAAUGGAAAAGGAUUAAUUUGUUUUAUUAAUGAUGAUGGAGAAUGUAAAACAUAUAAUUUAUCUACACAUAAUUGUUCUUAAUGGAGUGAUUAUUAAUUUGGAUGUUAAUCAAAUGAAUGCAAUUAUAAGGAUAAGUCUUGUAUAUAAUAGACUUGUAAAGAUAAAAAUGAAGAAAAUUGCCAUUAUAUUUAUUAAAAUGAUAGUAUGAUUUAAAUUCCCUGUUUUUGGUCUGGUAAGGAAUGCUUAAUUUAAGAACAAGUUGAUCUAACUAUAGUUUCAAAGGAUGAUUGUCAAAAAUAGAUGACAUUUGCCUGGUCUGAAAAUUAGAAAUGCGAAAAAUGCAUAGAUAGAUAGAUUGUUUAAGAGGAAGAAUCUUUAGAUGUAGAUUUGAUCAUUAGUCUUACAGUUUCAAUUCCAUUUACUUUAGGAUUGAUUAUAUUUUUGAUAUGGAAGUAUAAGGAAGAAAUAAGAAGAUUUUUUAAAAUUCAAGAAACAGAUGAUGUAAAUAAAAAUAUAAUUUAGGGAUGUAAUAAUUAGGAAAGAAAUAUCAUAGGGCACAAUUAUUAGAAUAGAUAACCGUUAUCUUGA
Paramecium sonneborni is the source of this 1065-nucleotide messenger RNA. Lineage: Eukaryota; Ciliophora; Oligohymenophorea; Peniculida; Parameciidae. The record is from the annotation of a GenBank genome assembly.